This is a messenger RNA of Belonocnema kinseyi, 2098 nucleotides long. Its product is annotated as jerky protein homolog-like. The coding region runs from base 156 to 1880 and encodes 574 amino acids. Gene Ontology annotation, molecular function: DNA binding. The transcript is spliced from 4 exons. Gene Ontology annotation, cellular component: nucleus. The record is from RefSeq and is a predicted model, not a curated record. Lineage: Eukaryota; Metazoa; Arthropoda; Insecta; Hymenoptera; Cynipidae.
UAGUGUUAGUUCGCGUGUAUCGAGCUGUCACUUUAUAAACGAUAAUAUUUACAUUAUUGGUAGCGUAUAAAAGAUGUUUUGUUCAUAUAAUUUAUCCUAAGUGACAUAUACAUGUAGGCAGAAAGUUCUAUGAUUAUUACCAAUAUUCAUACGGUAUGGCUUCUGCUUCAAGUACGAGUGCCCGCAGUUUAUUUGUAGAAUCAAAGAUGCGAUUAGCGGAUCGAGUGCAGGUCAAUGUGAAUAACAUUGCAUCGUUAGCAAGACAAAUACAGAGAGGAUCCAGAAGCAGUGAAACGAAGAAAAAAAAAGCUCUUUCAUUCCAUACAAAAUUAUUGAUCCUUCGAGAACUCGAAAUGGGCAUAAAAAAUUCGUAUUUGUGCCAAAAAUAUGGCGUUAAGCCAUCGACGAUUUCCUCGAUUCGCACAAGAGCGAACGAAAUCAAGGAAAAAGCUUCGAAAAUAGAGCUGAAUGAAGGAUCGCUGGAGCAAAAACGAUUGAAGACAAAUGAUUUGGAUCUCUUGGAACGCACUGUUUAUGCUUGGCUAUGUGAAAAACGAAUGUCUGGUCUGCCCGUGUCAGGCAAAUUAUUAGCUGAAAAAGCAUUGAUGGUGUUUGAAAUUCUGCAAAAUGGUGGCUCCAUCCCGAAGAAAGUCAAGUUCAACGCAAGCCAAGGCUGGCUUGAUAGAUUCAAGAAACGUCAUUCUAUUCGGACCCUCCAAGGCAAAGGUGAAAAGGCAUCAGCCGAUUCCGAAAGCAGUCGAGAUUUCAGUGAAACGAUGACAAUGCUGGUUCGAGAUCGAGGAUAUCCCCUGGAUAAUAUAUUUAGCGCUGAUGAAACUGGACUUCAUUACAAGUCGUUGCCUGAGAAAACUCUUGCUGUUCGGACCGAAACUGAAGUCCCUGGCCAUAAACAGAAAAAGGAACACAUAACAGUGAUGUUGUGUGCAAACGCGUCCGGCUCAUUUCGCGUGCCUCCACUUUGCAUUGGUACCGCUCAAAAGCCCCGAUGUUUUAAAGCUGACACCAAUUUGCCUUGCGAAUACAGAGGAACCAAAAAAGCGUGGGUGACGAGCGAAGUUUUUUUGGACUGGUACCAAAACAUCUUCUUGAAAGCGGUUAAAGCCUGGAAGCCCUAUGAGAGGUUCCUUCUGUUUCUGGACAACUCGAGAACUCAUCUUUCUGCCGUGGAACUAAAUGAGAUAGAUGAACAAUGCUUUGUCGUGUUUCUCCCAGAUAACUGCACGAGUCUCAUCCAGCCGAUGGACAUGGGAGUAAUUUCUGCCACGAAAAGGCAAUACAGGACAGCGUUUCUUCGAGAAUUGUUGGCCUCCGAGUGCAGGGACAAGAACGAAGUGGAAAAUUUCGUGAAAAAAUGGGAUGUGCUUCGAACGAUGCAAAUUUUCACUCAUGCUUGGUAUUCGAUUACUCCAAGCACUUUAAGAAAUGCCUGGAAUAAUGUUUUGCCCAAUCCAGUCGAGGAGAAUUCGAGCAAUCAGAGACUUGUUCAACAUGCGACCGGUCUUGACACCAUUUUGGAUUUGCUUAAUAAUGUUCCAGGAGGGAAAACAAUCUCGAUAUCGAACGCUGAUGAGUGGUUGGAAGAGGAUGAGAAUUUGGCGACUUGCGAAACAAAAAGUGACGAGCUGAUUAUCAACGAAACCACGGGAUUGAAUUUAACGAUUCCGGAAAGCGAAGACGAGUCCGAGAAUGAAGCUGAGGAGCUGAAAGAAAAGGAGAGAACGACUUUAUCGAAGAUUGAGGUGCGAAAAGCCUCUCAGAUCGUUCUUGAAUAUAGCAGAGAAGUCGAGCAUUUUACGCAUGAUGAACGUGCGGCGUUUACCAAAUUAAGAAAUAUGGUUUUCGACUUACAUCAUGACUAAUACGAGUAGGCUUUUUUUUUGUAUUUUUUUGAUUUCGAGAAUAAGGCAUUUUUGCAGAAGUUUGGUACUUAUUUUUUGAAAAAGGUUGUUAUUAGAAGUGUAAUUAAACAAGAAAUAAGAAUAUUUCGAUGCCUCCAUUCGUUCUUUCCUCUAAUUCCCUGCAUCUAAGGUUAAUACACUAUCAAUAAUACAUUCAUAGAAAAUCACAGUAAAUAAGA